Chara braunii is the source of this 1121-nucleotide messenger RNA. The record is from the annotation of a GenBank genome assembly. Lineage: Eukaryota; Viridiplantae; Streptophyta; Charophyceae; Charales; Characeae.
CCACUUUUUUUCCGGGCAAGAGAUCGGUAUUUGGCAAUCGGAAGACUUGCUGUCCGAAGCAUAGCUGUUGAGUCCAAAGCACUUUUUGGCAAAGAUGGGUCAGUUUUCGGCAGCCUUGGCCGUUGUGAGCUUGGUCCUGCUUGCUAGUGUCCUCCACGUCGCAGAUGCCACCGGUACGAAAUGUCCCUGCUCCCCCGGGACGAAGCGGUGCACUCCCAUGGGUCCGUGCGUGAAGUGCUGCAAGGACUGUGAUUGCGGCAAGGGGAUGAAGUGCGUUCAGGGACAGUGCAAACUCCCGUGCUGCCCGAAGGGGCUGAAGCGCUGCUUUCCCAACGGUCCCUGCGUGAGGUGCUGCAAGGAUUGUGAUUGUGGCAAGGGAAUGAAAUGCGUCCAGGGACAGUGCAAGCUCCCGUGCUGCCCGAAGGGACUGAAGCGCUGCGUUCCCAACGGUCCCUGCGUGACGUGCUGCAAGGACUGUGAUUGUGGCGCGGGGAAGAAGUGCGUCCAGGGGCAGUGCAAGCCCUCGUGCGGGUGCCCGGCUGGACAGAAGCGCUGCGUCCCCAACGGUCCCUGCGUGAAGUGCUGUAAGGACUGCGAUUGUGGCAAGGGGAGAAAGUGCGUCCAGGGACAGUGCAAGCUCCCGUGCUGCCCAAAGGGACUGAAGCGCUGCCUUCCCAACGGUCCGUGCGUGAAGUGCUGCAAGGACUGUGAAUGUGGCAAGGGGAAGAAGUGCGUUCAGGGACAGUGCAAGCCGGCGUGCUAGCACUGAUUUGGAAGGCAUUGCAGUUUGCCAGCCAGGAAAAUGCAGCGUUGUCUUCCUUGAAGCAGUGCUAGAAAUGAACGGACGGUAGGUGCGUCGCCUUGCGGUGGAAUCUGCAAGCGACCUUGGGGUCUGCAAGACUAGAGUCUAUCGCCAUGCGACGCGAUCGCCUCCCGUAGAUUACGGUCUUCAGAUUUAAUGACGACGUAGGCUCAUGACCAAUAGCCGAGGCGCCGGAGAUGUUGUGGAAAAGUUGUACAGACUCUAGUACAGAGUGUGACGGCAGAGUGUUCUUUGUUUCCCGCAGUCAUGUGGGACCCUUUUUGUUUUUUUGGAACGUCAAUAAAGCUUUGGCUGUGUU